This is a messenger RNA of Symbiodinium natans, 1002 nucleotides long. The record is from the annotation of a GenBank genome assembly. NCBI's taxonomy places the organism in Eukaryota, Dinophyceae, Suessiales, Symbiodiniaceae.
AUGGCACGAGCUUUUGUGCUGUUGUGUGCCUCGGCUUUGCUAUGUCGUGUCCUGUCAGACACGCUGCAAGUGACAGCUGCAGAAGCGGCCACAUUUCAGUGCAUGAACCCACUGUUUCGAAUCCAAUGGUACACCGGUGCGAAUGACCUGGCGCAGCUGGAGCCACGGCCUGUUGUUCAUGACCGCUUGUUGAGAUGUGCCAGAUGGAACGGGAAGCCUUCUUGCUGCAAUACCAACCUUGAGCCAUUUCAGCUCGUAGUCUUCGAUGCGCACAGAGACCGUAUCGAGGCGGAGGUCCACGUACUCGAGCAGUACUUGGCAUCCAUGGUGAAGCUGCGCAGCUCGGAAGUCUAUGAAAAUGCACUUCAACUCGAGCAGCACCUGCUAGACAGGGCAGUUGAUGCUGUGCGCAGUGCGCUCGAGGAGGUGAAGCCCUGCGUUCUGCACUUGUUGGCCUUUGUGGCGGGCAUGACCUGCUUUAGUUGCCAGCCCGAUUGGGUGAACUAUGUUUGGCGAAAUGGGCUGGGUCAGGUUGUAGGUGUGAAUGUCGAUCCCAAUGCUUGCAUCUACGUGGACCGUGGAUGUGGGGCAUUCGGGCAUGCCGUACAGCAGGCAUACCUGCACAUGAUGGAGAGCCAGCUGGCGAAGAGCCCCAAAGAGUCGCUUCCAGACUUCUCCAUGUUCUUCAGCCGAGAAGCUCUCUGCAAAUGGCUGCGCGGCACUGUGGCUUUACAGCCCAUGGCGUUCAAGUCAAGCGUAUUAGCGAGGCGUCUGAGUCCAGAAGCAUCCAUUUCGGGUCUGUCAAGAGAGCUGUCUUCUGCAGUGGAGGCCGCCCCGUCGGCAAGUACGCCAUUGCCGGAAGCCGUGGUGCAGGCCACAGCCAUACCAACAUCCUUGCCGCUGCCACAGGCACCCACUGGUCCAUCUUCACCAGCACUCGCCUUUGAUCCAGCAAAGGAUGGGUUGGCCUCGGAUUUCCGCGUAGACUUCUCACCCGCAUAG